AUGGAUAUGCAACUUACACCUGUGUCAUCAGAGGAGGCGAUCUUCGAAUGGUCAACAAGCCCAGAUCUAGACGACGUUGAAGAAAUAAUACGACAAACUCAAGGAGUAUAUCGAUUUACUCCCAGCCAACCAAGAGUAGUAGGAGCACCAACUCGUCGACGAGUUCGGAUUGACGAAGAAACUUGUGGUGAUCAUUCGAGUCUCAAUUUUCAACAUUAUAAAUUCGAGAAAUUCCAAAUGAGAGCUGGAAGUAUGGAUGGUUCAGAUGGGUCAAAUUCUUCCGCAAUUACAGUCAUUACUUCGGCGACCUCAUCGUGUGGUGGUGAUCCUUGGAGUUCAGGAGGAUUUGUCGAAGAAGAGGAAGAAGGGCUUGAACAUAAUGGGUCGGCAGAAGGUAGUUGGGAUGGGGAACAUAUACAUGAACAUGAGCAGGAUCAAGACAUUGAUAUGUUGUUGGAACCGAAACUGGAGCCUUUAGAGGAUGAAUUGAACCUUCAGUCUGUCGCUCCGCGCACACCUUCGACAUUACGCUCGCCUACGCAGGCGAAACGACCUCGAGGCCGCCCGCGUAAGCAUCCUAUACAAACUACCGAGCCAUUGAAUAAGAUUGCCAAAGGACGAUCAAAGACCGGUUGUGUAACAUGCAGAAGAAGAAAGAAGAAGUGUGACGAAGCCAAACCUAGGUGUAUGAAUUGCGAAAAGAAUGCCGUCGUCUGCGAAGGUUAUCCAGAAAAACAAGUCUGGAAAAGUGGAAAGGAAAAGGCUGAAGAAGGUGCGACAUUAUGGAAUUGCCAGCUAUCAAGAGCGGAAGAACUGAUUCGAUCGACAGCCCGUAUGCGAAGGGUCAGCUUGCCCAGUGUUACACUCCAACCAGUGAUUCACGGGGUGGAAACAUCUGGGGACAAAGUUUUCUUCGAACAUUAUAUCUACAGAUUGAGCUCAAUUUUUACAGUCGAAGGGGUGGAGAAUAAUGCCUUCAAGGCUCAAUUACUGCCACUGGCUGUCGACCAUGUCGGUCUCAUGCAUUCAAUUCUUGCUCUUUCAAGCAAACAUAUUGACUACGAAUCGGAUUAUGGCAAGGAAUUACUUCAACAACACCCUGAUAUCGAUAGAAAAACCCUCGAGGAGAGAUCACAAUUUCACCACGAUGAAGCUAUGAAGGAACUUCAACACGACUUGGCUAGACAAGAAAGAGGCGAAAUUGAUAAUGUAGUCAUCUCUGCCUGCUUUGGCCAAAUGUUGUGUCUCGUUCUCCAAACCCUGGCAGACCCAAACCCUAACGGUGCACACCGUAUUCAUCUCAACGCCUAUCAAAAACUUAUCCAACAGUCCCCGCCUGCCGAAGGGCCUUUUUUGAACUUCAUUCAUGAAUUCUUUCAAUUUCAUAUCAUUCUCGAUGAGAUAAUCUCCCUACCAGAAGGUCGCGCUCGUUUAGGCACUGUGUCCGACGAUUGGAACAUCCCAACCAAUAUUAUCCAGCCCGGUGCCGUCCGUCUUCUUGGUGUCAACGAUGGCCUUUUUCUCUACAUGUCUAAAAUAACAAACAUUCGCAACUCCAUUCGCCUCAACAUGAAGAACAAAAUCGAUCCCGCGGUAGACUACACAGCUUUAUAUAGCGCCGCUGAGAUUGAUGUUGGGAUCCGGGAUUGGAAGCCCGUGUGGCCAGCUGGAGAUUCUAGAGAUCUUGCGGGUCUACUCUACAAGCAAAUGAUGUGGGUAUAUUUAUGGAGAACUAUCUAUCCUCCCAAGGACAAAAAAUGGAAACCCGAUGUUAGAAUUACUUUAGCGGUUGACGGUGGAAUUGCUUUACUGGCUCAAGUACCACCUCGCGAUCCUACUCAAACUCUUGUCCUAGCUCCAGCUUUCAUCAUCGGUUGCGCUGCCUUUGAAGAAAGACAAAGAGACCCUAUUAGGAAAGCCAUCGGUGUGGUGAAAGCAUACAUGGAAUAUCGAAAUUCAGAUGCAGCUUUGAAGGUGCUUGAAGAAGUCUGGAGAUUAAUGGAUGCUCAAGAUGAGAGGAGUUGGGAUUGGCAAAGCUUGGCUCAUGGUUUGGGUAUGGAUUUCUUGGCUACCUGA
Messenger RNA from Sclerotinia borealis F-4128, 2076 nucleotides. The record is from the annotation of a GenBank genome assembly. Lineage: Eukaryota; Fungi; Ascomycota; Leotiomycetes; Helotiales; Sclerotiniaceae.